AUGUACGAUGAGGAUUUUGGUAAGUUUUACUAUUACGUUACUUAUCUCCCCCCCCCCUUUCUCCUCUGUUUUUUGAACUUCUUUAUCAUCUUAUCUCCCUACCCGGCUGGGCUGGGCUGGGCUAGGCUGAGCUAGGCUGAGCUAGGCUGGGCUGAGCUAAACUAGGUUGGGCUGGGCUGGGCUGGGCUGGGCUGGGCUGGGCUGGGGUGGCUGGGCUAGGCUAGGCUAGGCUAGGCUAGGCUAGGCUAGGCUAGGCUAGGUUGGGCUAGGCUAGGCUAGGCUAGGCUAGGCUAGGCUAGGCUAGGCUAGGUUGGGCUGAGCUGGGCUGGGCUGGGCUAAGCUUGGUUGGGCUAGGCUAGGAUAGAUUGGACUCGUAGAAUACAUAGUCUAACUUUAGGUGAACUUGAUGACCUUAUGGAUACAAAGUACAGUAAUGUAAACGGUACCUUCAAAGUCAGUGGAUCAGAAACCGAAUUCACUCCAAUCGAUGUUAAAAUCAAUAUUUAUCACAACUGUAACGAUGAGGACAAAGUAAGUAUUACUGUAGUUGAAAUUUCUUUUUUCUUGAAGUCUAUAGUACGGUAGGGUUAGUUAGAGAAGGUUACGGUAGAGUCGAGUGGGAUAGGAUAAGGUAAAGUAAGGAAGAUUAGAGUAGAGCAAGAUAGAAUAAAGUAUGGCAUGGUAGCGUAGCGUAUAGUAAGGCAAGGUAAGUAGAAUAGGAUAGGAUAAAGUAUGGUAGGGAAGGGAGGAAUUAGAUAAGGUAAAGUGGAAAAGAGUAGGGUGGGAUAAGGUAGAGUAAAGUUGGGUAGAGUAGGUUAAAGUAAGGAAGGACAAGGUAAAGUACACCAGUUUACGGUAGGAUAUAUAAGGUAUUGUAGGGUAGGGUAGGGUAGGGUAGGGUAGGGUAGGGUAGGGUAGAGUAGGGUAGGGUAGGGUAGGGUAGGGUAGGGUAGGGUAGGGUAGGGUAGGGUAGGGUAGGGUAGGGUAGGGUAGGGUAGGGUAGGGGUAGGGUAGGGUAGGGUAGGGUAGGGUAGGGUAGGGUAGGGUAGGGUAGGGUAGGGUAGGGUAGGGUAGGGUAGGGUAGGGUAGGGUAGGGUAGGGUAGGGUCGAGUAGGGUAGCGGUUCAAAAAAGUUAUUUUAAUAGGACCAAAGGUGACUCUAAUAAGCAUUGCGUGUAAGUGUAACAGUAUUAUAUUGCACUUAUAUUUAAAGUAAUUUAAAACUUAAUUACUCAAGGCCAAAAAAGCUAGGUUUUAUUUUUUAUGGCCAAGUUGGUACACUUUUUUUAAUUUAUUAAUAAGCGUGGGUGACCGGACACAGUUCGACGUGACAUUAUAGAGUAUAUUUUGUUGUAAAAACUUAUUUUGCGUUGUGUAAAGAAAGUUCUUGUUAUUUUUUGAUUUGUAAAGAAAGUUCUUGCUAUUUUUUGUCUUGUAAAGAAAGUUCUUGCUAUUUUUUGUUUUGUAAAGAAAGUUCUUGCCAUUUUUUGUUUUGUAAAGAAAGUUCUUGCCAUUUUUCAUAUAAAGAAUUUUAGGAAUGCCUUCGAAAAUUCACAGUAAAAAUCCCAGACAACUUUAUUACCGUGGGCAAGAUACCAAAAAAGACGUUUGACAUCGGGAUCAUCAACUUGAAUGGCAAGUUUGCUGGUGAAACGAGAGAUUGCUUAAACUGA
This is a messenger RNA of Bursaphelenchus okinawaensis, 1672 nucleotides long. The record is from the annotation of a GenBank genome assembly. NCBI's taxonomy places the organism in Eukaryota, Metazoa, Nematoda, Chromadorea, Rhabditida, Aphelenchoididae.